This is a messenger RNA of Eurytemora carolleeae, 3085 nucleotides long. Its product is annotated as zinc finger protein 716. The transcript is spliced from 2 exons. Gene Ontology annotation, cellular component: nucleus. Bases 323 to 1627 code for a protein of 434 amino acids. Lineage: Eukaryota; Metazoa; Arthropoda; Copepoda; Calanoida; Temoridae. The record is from RefSeq and is a predicted model, not a curated record. Gene Ontology annotation, biological process: regulation of gene expression.
AAAUUCGAAAAAAUUGCAAAUAUUCAACUUUGCUUUUUUAUAGUUUUGAAAUCCAAUGUUACCAUUUUUAGUAUUUUUGUUACUAUAUUGUUAACAACUUCUUUGUACAAUGUAUAUUAUCAUCAGAAUCUCAAUUAGAAAUGAAAUUCAAAAAUGUAUUUUUUUAUUUAAGAAUUAUGGCACAUUCAUCAUAUCAGUUAAUUUGUUAUCUAUAAUGUCUACUCUCAAGAGAGAUAAAGAUCAAAAUGCUCAUUAUUUAUUUUUGAACCAGAAAUAUUGAAAUGUUCUAGCAUAAUAUAUAAAAAGUAUACUCUUUCAGAGAAUGGAGGACAAUGUUAGUGAGGAUUCUGAAGUGAAAUCCGAGGAUGAUGAGAGGCUGAACCUGAAGGUGAAGCCCGACCUCAUGAUAAAGGAGGAGUUGGAGGAUGACGGGGAGGAUGACGAGGAUGGGGGGAAUGAGAUGGCUCUGUUGAAUUUUGAAGUAAUUAUGGAAGGCGUUGAGAAACUUAUAAAAGAAGAAACACCGGACAUACAGGAUUAUAAAUGUGAUCAGUGUGACUACUUUGCAUCCGGCUUGUACAAUAUGAAGAGACACAAGAGCAGUAAACACGUUCCUCGAGAUCAUAAAUGUGAUCAGUGUGACUACCACGCGAAAAGUGUUGUAUCACUGAAGAGACACGUGGCUUACAAGCAUUCAAAGAUUAAGGAAACCACUUGUACUGUUUGCAACCUCGCGGUUCCAUCCAACAUGGCGCUCUUCAAACACAUGAAAAAUAAACAUGGCGGUAUGAAACAUCCUUGUGACAAGUGCGACUAUAUUGGCGCCAAUUCUAUGACCUUAAAGAAGCAUCAGGCCCGGCGACAUACUGGGGAACAGUUUAAUUGUGAAGAUUGCGUGUUUUCUACUAAUACUGCCAGAGAUCUAGACAAACAUAAGGAUAAAAUGCACCCGGUGGAUUCUUGCACCUGUGAUGAAUGUGAGUUUGUAGGUCCAAACCGGAUUGCUUUGAGAGAUCACAAGAAAAGUAAACACGCGGGAUUUCUCUGUGAUCAAUGUAGUUUUUCCGGAGCUUCAGAAAGUGGGUUGAGAUAUCAUAAGGAGAUUGUUCACGAAGGAAAACGGUUUCCUUGUGAUCAGUGUGAGUAUACAGGGUGUUCUAAAGGUAUGCUGAAACAUCACAAGGAAGCAACACAUCAAGGCAUUAGGUAUCUGUGUGAUCAAUGUUACUUUUCUACAACGUCUACGGAGUAUUUAAAGAAGCACAAGCUGAGUAGACACGAAGGAGUGAGGUAUCCCUGUGAUCAAUGUGAUUAUAUUGGAGCUCUUCAUAGCAAUCUAAGAGCACACAAGGCAGUUCGCCACGGGGACAAGAAUGCUAAAUUUCUGUGCGAUCAGUGCGAAUUUUUUGCUCUCAGCAAAAGUAACUUACUCAACCAUAAACGGAGAAAGCACGUAGAUAUAGUGUAUAACUGCACGUAUUGUGAUUAUAAUACUACUAGGAAAGAGUUUUUAAAAAGACACUCUGAGGCUAAACAUGAAGGUAUUAGAUAUCCCUGUGAUCAAUGUGAUUACGAAGCAACCCAGGCAGGGAACUUGAAAACACACAAGCUUAAUAAACAUAAAUAGAUGAAUAGAAUCGGUGGGCAGCUUAGUUCUUGUUUUAAAGAAUGUAACACUCUAACCCUACUCAUCUCUUCAGAUAAGCUGAAAAGCUUUUUUUUAUGUUGAUGUUGGAUAGUAAAGAUAUCUCGCUGUGAUCUAUGGUUUUUAGAGACUAUCCCCGAUUAACAACGGUACUCUUGUAACCUGAGACCGAUCAAGGAGGGCAGACUUUUCCUUUCUUGUUGAACAUAAUUGCAAGUGGUUUUGUAUUUAUGGAAUAUUGAUAUUUACUUUCUUUAAGUUGCUGAUUUCAAAUAUUUACACUCAAAUUAUUGAUAACCACGGUUGAAACAGAACAAUGAAUGUGACGUUAUCCGCGUUGAGUUCACACAGUACGCUAGCGUAAUAUCCUUUUUUACUGCUUCUCACUCAACAUUUAAAUGUAUGGUGGUUGAACUGAGUACCGUUGUGAAUUGGGGACACCCCCUGCAAAUGAAAAGUCACUUAACAUUACUCUUACAGUCCUUUAAAUAAUUUGAUUUUAACCUGUUACCAUUAUUUACAUAUUGUACGAUGUUAGAUCAUACAAUGUACAUCGUACCCCCAGACUGAAAAUUAAUCUCAGCGAUUCUCUUGUUUCAUUGUAAAUUGACAUGUAACUGUCUAAACAGGAGAAAAUUAUAUUUGUUCUCAAUUUUCUAAAUCAAUUAGUUAUUUUCUGACUAUAAUAUUCUCUUAUUUAUAUCUUUAUUAACUUAUUUAUCUAAAGAAUCUUAUUUACGAACUACAUAACGCAGAGAUUAUGUGUUGACACUGUUGCGACUAAAUGUUGAAAGCCAUAAAUUAUAAAUUAUGUGGAUUGUGGACAUUAAAAUUGUUAAAACUCCCACCAUCGCUGUGUUUGUUGGUUAUUUGUUUGAUUAAAUUAAUGUUGUUAAUGACCAGUGAAGGUAUAAAAAUCAGAAUUGUAUGUAUAUUUUUCUCAAAAUCAAGUAUGAAAUAGUUUUCUGUAACAUUUAAAAAAAAUGUUUAAAUUAAAAUUUGUGUAUUCGACAUCUUUUAAAACUUAUUACAGUCCACUUUGCAUUAAUUGUGAUUAUUCUUGACCAUUAGACCAAACUUUCCCUGUUUAAAUGUUAUAAAAUGAGUUGUAAAUUUUAAACUAUUAUGCUAACUAUUAAUUUAACCUGUUUUUCAGAAAAAUGGUUGAAUUAAACAAAACUCGAGAUUUAUAGUACAUUAGUACAGGGUCUGAAUAUAGUUCAGGGGUUAACCUUCUUACUUUAAAUAAGUUUCACUUUAAAUCUGCACUGGGCCUGUUUUGAAAGCAAGGAAAUUUCGAUUGACGCGUUAGGGGGAAAAAUAAAAAAUUAAACUUGAUCUAGCCACUUUUUAUCUCUUCUUUAUAUCGGUUCCUGAAAACUCAUAAUAUUAUUCCCAUUAUUGUAAUUAAUCUUUGAUAUUUCUGUCAUAUGUUGAGGG